Messenger RNA from Eruca vesicaria subsp. sativa (arugula), 732 nucleotides. Lineage: Eukaryota; Viridiplantae; Streptophyta; Magnoliopsida; Brassicales; Brassicaceae. The record is from the annotation of a GenBank genome assembly.
CAAGCAAAAGAAAGAAAGAGAGAGAAUGGGAAAGCUAAUGGCAAAGAGGUUUUGCAUUGGGUUUGGGUGCGGAAGAAUUAGGACAAGCAAUAGCAACAACCAGAGGUCAUCAUCAUCAUUAUCUUCUUCUUCAUCAUCAUCAUUAUCAUGUAACAAUAACAACAUAAAAUGGGAGAUGAGGCCUGGAGGGAUGCUGGUUCAGAAGAGAUCAGAAGAUUCCAUCACUGAAGAUUUAAUCAGCCUUAAAGUCUCCACUGUUUCUCAUCUUUCAUAUGAAAUCUCCAUUGAUGCAAACUCCACUUUCGGUGAAUUGAAGAUGGUGAUAGCAAUAGUGAGUGGAAUUGAGCCAAUUGAGCAGAGACUCUUGUUCAAAGGGAAGGAGAGAGAGGACAGAGAAUACUUAUACAUGAAUGGUGUUGGGGAUGGGGACAAAGUCUUUUUAUUACAAGAUCCUGCUUUUAAGGAGUUGAAACUUCUUCGUCUUUCUUCACCUCCCAAUUACUGCCUAGUUUGAUUCCUCACUUUAUUAAUUGAUUAAUCAAUCGAUUAAUUAGCUCUAAUCUAUUUGAAACACUCUCCUAUAGAGGAAUGCAACAAGUUCUUGUAGGAGUAUUAUGUUUGUUAAUUUGUUGUCUGUCUCACAUUUGUUAGUGUUUGAACUGAGUGAUUAAUUAUAUGUUUCUUUUUGUUAAAAGGUUUGUGAUUAAUUAUAUGUUCGAAGAUGAUAGUUUC